AUGACAGCUCUUGUUCAUGAAAUGGCUAUUGUCGCUUUAGGUAGGAUAGCCGAUGCUCAUGAGCCGCCGGUUCCUACACACGUUGAAACGUGUGAUAGGCCUGCGCAUGUUCGACCCGUUGGCCCUCGGAGGGUUGGUGCCCCGAAGAGGAAGAAGACCGCCCAUAAGCCCCAUGACGGUCAGCGUCCCUAUGGAGUGGACUUAGGGAGCACCGUCGAUGGAGCUGAAGGGUUCUUCGAAGAAGGCGAACUCCCACCGAGUCCGGCAUCUCCUGGCGUUGAUAACAUGGAUUGCUUUAUGCAACAGAUAUGCGACGCCCUUCACGACGGGUCUUUGGGCAUCGAUCUAAACAUCGAUCUUGAGCAGAUGAAUAAUGUCGAGCCCACAGUCCCUUAUUCAGGUACAUCUACAUCCAAUAUGUGCGACGCCCUUCACGACGGGUCUUUGGGUAUCGAUCUAAACAUCGAUCUUGAGCAGAUGAAUAAUGUUGAGUCCACAGUCCCAUAUUCAGCGUCAACCAUCGGGGUCAGCCCGAUAUUGAUCCCUGGCAUAUCCAGCUUGGCUCGGAGUGACGGGCUCGCAGGACCGGGCGUUGGGCCUGAUACCACUACAGUUCCCGGGGCUGAAAGCCUUCAUAGCAAUGGUGCCUCCCCGCCUUUGCCGAGUGGUGCGAGCACUACAGUUCCCGGGGCUGAAAGCCUUCAUAGCAAUGGUGCCUCCCCGCCUUUGCCGAGUGGUGCGAGCAAUCCGCCUGCAGGGGCUGAUAUACCCUCUUCUGCUACUGUCUCAGAGCCCGUCGGACCUCAACCCGAGGGGACGUCCGUUGGCGUUGUUUAUGCAAAAAUGCAGAAACUUGUUGAGCCCGGACCGGAAACGCGAUUGCGAUGGCGGCUGGCCAAGUCGCUAGGACAGGAGACGCCGGUCAGCGAAGUGUCGGCGUCGGAGCUGUUUUCGCUCGAGAUGUCGAAGACGGAGGCGUUGAUGCAGGCUUUUAGGAGGGCGAUUGGGGUGAGGAUUAAGGAGGAGGGGGAGAUUAUUGAGGGGGAGGUUGUUGAGAUCUCCAUUGAUCGCCCUGCUGCAGGAGGAGACUCUAAGUCAGCUUCCAAAACGGGGAAGUUGACUAUGAAGACAACAGAUAUGGAGACGGUGUAUGAAUUAGGGGGCAAGAUGAUAGAGGCAUUGAACAAGGAGAAAGUGCAGAGUGGGGAUGUGAUUGCAUUGGAUAAGUCAUCCGGAAAGGUGACAAAGCUUGGGAGGUCAAUUGGCAGGUCAAGGGAUUAUGAUGCCAUGGGUCCACAAACAAAGUUUAUUAGGUGUCCUGAGGGGGAGUUGCAGAAAAGGAAGGAGAUUGUCCAUUGUGUGACGCUUCAUGAGAUUGAUGUUAUCAAUAGCAGGACUCAGGGCUUUCUAGCCCUCUUUACGGGAGACACUGGCGAAAUUCGUUCUGAAGUGAGAGAACAGAUCGAUACAAAGGUAGCAGAGUGGAGAGAGGAAGGAAAAGCUGAAAUCAUCCCUGGCGUUCUCUUCAUUGAUGAGGUCCAUAUGCUCGACAUUGAAUGCUUCUCCUUCCUCAACCGUGCAUUGGAGAAUGAAAUGGCCCCUAUUCUCGUCAUUGCAACGAAUCGAGGAAUCACGACCAUCCGUGGCACAAACUACAGGUCUCCACACGGAAUUCCCGCUGAUUUUCUUGAUCGUCUCCUUAUCAUAUCCACACAUCCAUACACUGAAGAGGAAAUACGAAAGAUCCUCGAUAUCAGAUGUGAUGAAGAAGAUGUCAAUAUGUCUGAAGAGGCGAAAUUGCUGUUGACGAAGAUUGGAGUUGAGACGUCGUUGAGGUAUGCGAUUCAUUUGAUUACUGCUGCUGCUCUUGCUUGCCAGAAGAGGAAGGGGAAGGUGGUGGAGAUGGAGGACAUAAGCAGGGUUUAUCAGUUGUUUCUUGACGUGAAGAGGUCAACUCAGUAUCUGAUGGAGUAUCAGAACCAGUACAUGUUCAAUGAAGUGUCUGGGGACAUGUUAGAUGAUGGAGAUGAAACAACAACGCUGGCCUGAUAUGUAGAAUAUCUUACAAGGAGGAAGCAAAUGGCAAUUUGUAACACAUCACAAAUCUUGUUGCGCAUACCACUAAUGAGUCACUGUAACUUUACUGAUAGUGAUUGCUGCACUGAUAUUAACAAUGGUGAUAUGUUAGAUGCUACCCCCUCUUUUCUCGUUUGACAAUGUUAUUUAGCUCUAGCACAUCUUUUCCCUUCAGAACAAACUUGUAUUAUUUUCUUGUAAAAGUGUAGUUGGGGUUACCGUCAACAUUUUGGGCUAGUGUUGACGUAGCUACUUCAUUUUAUCAGUGUUAAUCUAAGUUAUAACAAGAUAUUGUGUGCGGAGAACUACUUAAUGUUUACUGUUUGUUCUCCCUCUGGGGAAAAUGUUACUUGUUCA
Messenger RNA from Asparagus officinalis (garden asparagus), 2433 nucleotides. RefSeq names its product ruvB-like 2. The transcript is spliced from 9 exons. Gene Ontology annotation, cellular component: Ino80 complex; R2TP complex; Swr1 complex. Gene Ontology annotation, molecular function: DNA helicase activity; ATP binding. The record is from RefSeq and is a predicted model, not a curated record. The coding region runs from base 1 to 2049 and encodes 682 amino acids. Gene Ontology annotation, biological process: box C/D snoRNP assembly; chromatin remodeling; regulation of transcription by RNA polymerase II. NCBI's taxonomy places the organism in Eukaryota, Viridiplantae, Streptophyta, Magnoliopsida, Asparagales, Asparagaceae.